CCGGUUGCGCCUGUGCGGCAGCCCUCGCCACAGGUUUUUGAACAUGAAUCCUUCACUCCUCCUGACAGUCCUUUGCUUGGGAAUAGCCUCAGCUGCUCCAAAAUUUGACCACAGUUUAAAUACACAAUGGGAAUUGUGGAAGGCAGUACACAGGAAACCAUAUGACUUGAAUGAAGAAGGAUGGAGAAAAGCAGUGUGGAAGAAGAAUAUGAAAAUGAUUGAGCUGCAUAAUCAAGAAUACAGCCAAGGGAAACAUAGCUUCAGCAUGGCAAUGAAUGCCUUUGGUGACAUGACCAGUGAAGAAUUCAGGCAGAUGAUGAAUGGCUUUCAAAGGCAGGAGAACAAGAAGGGGAAAGUGUUCCAUGAAACUAUCUUUGCUUCGAGUCCCCCAUCCGUGGAUUGGAGAGAGAAAGGCUAUGUAACUCCUGUGAAGAAUCAGGGUAAAUGUGGUUCUUGUUGGGCUUUUAGUACCACGGGUGCUCUUGAAGGACAGAUGUUCCGAAAAACUGGCAAACUUGUUUCACUGAGUGAGCAGAACCUGGUGGACUGCUCUCAGCCUGAAGGCAAUCGGGGUUGUCACGGUGGCCUCAUGGAUAAUGCCUUCCAGUAUGUUUUGGACGUUGGAGGCCUGGACUCAGAGGAAUCUUAUCCAUACACUGGAUUGGUUGGCACCUGCCAUUACAAUCCCAAGAAUUCUGCUGCUAAUGAAACUGGUUUCGUGGACCUCCCUAAGCAGGAGAAGGCUCUUAUGAAGGCAGUGGCAACGUUGGGCCCCAUCUCUGUUGCUGUAGAUGCAAGCAAUCCAUCUUUCCAGUUCUAUAAGUCAGGCAUUUAUUAUGAGCCAAAAUGCAAGAGUGAAUCUGUGGAUCAUGCUGUUCUGGUAGUUGGCUAUGGCUUUGAAGGAGCAGACUCAGAUGACAAUAAAUAUUGGCUUGUCAAAAACAGCUGGGGUGAACACUGGGGCAUAAAUGGCUACAUAAAGAUGGCCAAAGACCAGAACAACCACUGUGGAAUCGCUACCAUGGCCAGUUAUCCUACUGUCUAAACCUCAAAGGCUGGAUUAAGAACAAUAUCCAGAGGAAGGAUAUUCUCUUAAAACUGAGCAGACUUUAUUGUGUGGGAAUGAAAGACUUGAAUCAUUGAAGAUCCAAGCUGUGAUCUGAAUUCUGUGACCUUUUACACUGGUGAAAACUUACCACUUCUUUCACUACUGUUGUAAAUAUGUUUGUAUGAUCAA
Messenger RNA from Budorcas taxicolor (takin), 1237 nucleotides. It is a transcript of the gene CTSL, whose product is annotated as cathepsin L. Gene Ontology annotation, cellular component: lysosome. The record is from RefSeq and is a predicted model, not a curated record. Gene Ontology annotation, biological process: immune response. The transcript has 8 exons. Gene Ontology annotation, molecular function: cysteine-type endopeptidase activity. Bases 44 to 1045 code for a protein of 333 amino acids. Lineage: Eukaryota; Metazoa; Chordata; Mammalia; Artiodactyla; Bovidae.